Molecule: messenger RNA, 2586 nt
Organism: Naegleria lovaniensis
Lineage: Eukaryota; Heterolobosea; Eutetramitea; Acrasida; Naegleriidae
Exons: 1
Coding region: 1-2586 (861 amino acids)
Biological process (GO): translational elongation
Cellular component (GO): ribonucleoprotein complex; cytosol
Molecular function (GO): translation elongation factor activity; GTP binding; GTPase activity
Source: RefSeq, a predicted model, not a curated record
AUGGUCAAAUUCAACAAGGAAGAAUUCGAACUUCUCCUCUCCCGAAGAGAUUUCAUUAGAAAUUUGAGUAUCAUUGCUCACGUGGAUCACGGUAAAUCCACACUCACCGAUCAGUUGGCAUCAGCGGCUGGUUUCAUUGACGAAGAUUCAGCAGGUGAAAAGAGAGUACUCGAUGUAGACAAGAACGAAAUUGAAAAGGGUAUCACCAUCAAGUCGACAAGUUUAUCCAUGGUACUGAAUGAUCCUUCCAAUGAAAAGGAAAAGAUUAUUGUUAAUUUAAUUGACAGUCCUGGUCAUAUUGAUUUCAAUUCAGAAGUGACAGCAGCUUUGCGUGUGACUGACGGAGCCAUUCUCGUGGUAGAUUCUGUCGAAGGUUGUAGAGGACAAACAGAGACUGUCAUGCGUCAAGCUCUCCAAGAAAAGAUUAAACCCGUCUUGGUGAUUAAUAAGGUCGAUCGUGUGAUUGAAGAAUUGCAAUUCUCACCCGAAGAGGCUUAUCAAAGUUUCCAAAGAAUUAUUGAAUCUGUGAAUGUACUCAUUUCGACCUAUGGUGUAGAAGAUGAUUUGUACAAGAAUUUACAAAUGGACCCAACCAUUGGCAAUGUUGCUUUUGGAAGUGGUAAGAUGGGUUGGGCCUUUACCAUUCCUCAAUUUGCUGAACUUUACAGUAAGAAAUUCCAAACCAGUGCCGAUAAGAUUGCUCGUAAAUUAUGGGGUGAACAUUAUUAUGAUCACGAAGCCAAGAAAUGGUCCACUGAACCCUAUUCCAAAGUCUCUGGCAAGAAAUUGAAACCUUCAUUCUGUGAAUUUAUUUUGGAACCCAUCUUCCAAAUCUUUAAACUUGUGAAGGAACGAUCCACAAACAGCAAUUCGAGUGGAGAGGAAAUUGCUCUCUCCGAAGAACUCUCCAAUGUGAUUCAAAAACUCUCCAUUUCUCUCUCCAAGGAAGAUCGUAAGAAAGAUUCCAAGAAUUUAUUAAGGACCAUCAUGAGAAAAUUCCUUCCUGCCUCAAAGAGUCUCAUUCAAAUGAUCAUUCAACACUUGCCAUCACCGGUACAGGCUCAGAAAUACAGAUACUCUCUCUUAUACACUGGAGAUUUGAAUGAUUCGAAUGCCAUGGCUAUUCGUGAUUGUGAUCCCAAUGGUCCUCUCAUUCUCUAUGUCAGUAAGAUGAUACCCAUGCAUUCCAAUACUAGUGCUUCUUCCAUUUCGAAUAAUGUUGGUCGUUUCAUUGCUUUCUGUCGUGUCUUCUCUGGAACUGUCAAACAAUCGAGUAGUGUGAGAAUUUUAGGUCCUGCCUAUGAAGGUGCUCAAUCCAAGAAAGAUGUCUUUAAUGCUCAUGUUCAACGUGUGUUGAUCAUGCUCGGUAAGAACACUGAAAGUGUUUCUGAAGUGAGUUGUGGUUCUACUUGUGGUCUCGCUGGUCUCGACAAGUACAUUGUGAAAACUUGUACCUGUGUCGAUGAAGAUAAUUUCGAAUGUAUGCCUAUUCGAAACAUGAAAUAUAGUGUGAGUCCUGUCGUUCAGAUGGGUGUUGAGCCAGUGAACCCUGCAGACAUGCCCAAGUUUGUAGAUGCCAUCAAAAAGUUAGUGAAAAGUGAUCCAUUGUUGGAAUGUCGAACCAAUUCUGCUGGUCAAUACGUUCUUGCAGCAGCUGGUGAAUUGCAUUUAGAAAUUUGUAUGAAGAAUUUAGAAGAAGAAUAUGGAAAGGGUAUUCCAAUCAAACAGAGUCAACCUGUGGUGAGUUUCUUGGAAACAGUUACCACUGAGUGUGAACCUUGUUUUGCCAAAUCUCCAAACAAACAUAACAAGUUAUGGAUCCAUGCUGAACCCAUGAGUGAAGAACUCAUUUCUCUCAUUGAAGAAGGUGAUUUUGUCAAGCAAGAUGUGAAUAAGAGAGCCAAAGUUUUGGAACAAGAAUUUAAUUGGGAUCCAGCCAUUACCAAGAAGAUUUGGUCUUUUGGACCCAAUGACAAAGGUCCUAACAUGUUAGUGAAUGCCUCUCAUUCCGUCGAGUACAUGAAUGAAAUUCAAGAUUUUGUGGUAACGACCUUCCAGCAAAACACCAUGAGAGGAGCUCUCUGUGAUGAACCAUUGAGAGGAGUUGUGUUCAAGGUCGAUGAUGCUGAUUUACACUCUGAUUCGAGUCAUAGAAAUGCAGGACAAGUGGGUGAAGCUUCCCGUAGAGCCAUGUGUGCUGCUCAAUUAAGAGCUAGUCCUAAAUUAGUAGAACCUAUUUAUUUGGUUGAGAUUCAAUGUCCGAAUUCUGUAAUGGGUGCCAUCUAUAGUGUGGUGAAUCAUCGUAGAGGUUCAAUCAAGUCGACGGAAGUGAUUAAUGGAACUCCCUUAUUGAAUAUUGUGUGUCAUUUACCAGUUUUGGAGAGUUUUGGUUUGACACAAGAAUUACACGGACUCACGAGUGGCCAAGCUCAAGCUCAAUGUAAUUUCAGUCAUUGGAGUAUUAUGAAGGAUGAUGUCCAUGAUCCAUCUUCUGAAGUGAACAAGUUGAUCCAAUCUAUUAGAAGGAGAAAGGGCCUCAAAGAUCAAAUUCCAUCGUAUACUGAUUAUUGUGAUUCACAAAGAUAA